Sclerotinia sclerotiorum 1980 UF-70 is the source of this 720-nucleotide messenger RNA. RefSeq lists its product as hypothetical. Gene Ontology annotation, biological process: spliceosomal complex assembly. Gene Ontology annotation, cellular component: nucleus; catalytic step 2 spliceosome; U2-type prespliceosome. The transcript has a single exon. The coding region runs from base 1 to 720 and encodes 239 amino acids. NCBI's taxonomy places the organism in Eukaryota, Fungi, Ascomycota, Leotiomycetes, Helotiales, Sclerotiniaceae. Gene Ontology annotation, molecular function: zinc ion binding; nucleic acid binding. The record is from RefSeq and is a predicted model, not a curated record.
AUGGACUACCAAAACCGCGCCGGUAGUAAAUUCGGCGGCGGUGGCGUCGCUUCCACCAGCGCCACCAACGCCGACCGCCGCGAACGACUCCGCAAACUCGCCCUCGAAACCAUCGAUCUAGACAAAGACCCGUACUUCUUCAAAAACCACGUCGGAUCCUUCGAAUGUCGACUCUGCCUCACCGUCCACCAAAACGAUGGAUCCUAUCUCGCACACACGCAGGGACGCAAGCACCAGACCAAUCUCGCGCGGCGCGCCGCACGCGAGGAGAAAGAGGGUCGAGCAGGUAUCGAUCCCAUUACUGGGUUACCUGUGGGUAUGGUAGGAGCGCAAGUUAGCGUGCGCAAGAACAUGGUGAAGAUUGGACGGCCUGGGUAUAAGAUUACGAAGACGCGGGAUCCGGUUACGAGACAGCAGGGGUUGUUAUUUCAGUUGCAGUAUCCUGAGAUAGCGGCGGAUGUGCAGCCGCGCAUUCGCUUUAUGAGUGCGUAUGAGCAGAAGGUGGAGGAUCCAGAUAAGGAUUUUCAGUAUAUGUUGGUAGCGGCUGAGCCUUAUGAGACGUGUGGAUUCAAGUUGCAGGCGAGGGAGAUUGAUCGCUCGAAUGAUAGGUAUUGGACUUGGUGGGACUCUGAUUUGAAGGAGUUCUGGGUUCAGAUUAUGUUCAAGACGGAGAGAGAGGAGAGAUAUAGUGGUGUGCCUGGUUUGGCUCCAGUCAGGUGA